Messenger RNA from Podospora pseudopauciseta, 2087 nucleotides. It is a transcript of the gene DRE2, whose product is annotated as electron carrier. Lineage: Eukaryota; Fungi; Ascomycota; Sordariomycetes; Sordariales; Podosporaceae. Gene Ontology annotation, biological process: iron-sulfur cluster assembly. Gene Ontology annotation, cellular component: cytoplasm. The record is from RefSeq and is a predicted model, not a curated record. The transcript has 3 exons. The coding region runs from base 718 to 1755 and encodes 345 amino acids. Gene Ontology annotation, molecular function: iron-sulfur cluster binding.
GCCAGUCAAACGGCUGUGAGGUGUCACUCCAUGACUCGAUUAGACACGUCCCAGCUGAGGCCAGCUGCAACGGUCCAGACUCUCGAAAUCCAUGGAAAGCGAACCAGACGACCGCAUUUCUCCGAAAGUCCCGUCACCAGCAGGUCAGGCUGUGACAGACCGGAUAUCCACAAAGUAACGGGGAACUGUUUCCACCUCACUUCCAAACAUCGGUCCCUGAAUUCACCGGAUCUGACGGCGCUUCCAAGGUUGAUUGCGGGGCGGGCCUGACCAGUGCCGGCUGACAUCUCACAUCGACUUUAACUUCCUUGCCAGGACCGUCACAGACAGCCUCUGAUGAAGUAAAGUUUACCUAUACUAGUGUGCACAUUCGUAAUUCUUAUCGAUACUAGAUACCCCAAAUGGCCGAAAUCGGCUCCCACAUUGAUGACGAUAUCUCCAAGUCCCCCUCCGCGGGAACAGGAGAAUUAGAAAAUCCAAUGUAAUCAGCCUGGCAACGCUUUAUAAGCUUCAAUAUUAUUGGUCAAAAGAAUUGUGGACCCUUAAACUGCCCCUCCAUCCACUGCCUCGACCUCCUGCCGCCCCCACGACAGGAUUAACAAUACAAAUCAGGCACGAUCCGCAAUCAUUUUUUGCUUCCCUAUUCCUGGGUUCUACUUUGUUGCAUUUCUCGGAGCAGCCUCUUUUCAUUCCAGAAACCAAGAAAACACCGGCGAGAUGCCUCCAGCCGCCGUCAUGAUCGACACAACUCCCGACUUUGAUUUCAGCCCCGCGCACGCUGCGGCGGCUGCCAGCGCAAAGCGCGAUUCUGGCGAGCGAACCCUCCUGCUUGCGCCUCCGUCGAUCGCAUCCCGCGAGGACCGCCUCACUUCCUUGUUCUCCGUCUACGAUCGGUCGGCCACCGAUUUGCAGAUGCUCGACCGUCUCGCUGCUGGAUUAGUCAGCCUCCCCGCCAAGACCUACGACCUGAUCCUCGUCCUGACCGACCCCGACGGAAGCCGCCGCAGCGAGGUGUCCCCUCUCUUGUCCAACAGGGAGAUCUGGGGCAAGGUUGUACCGGCACUCAAGGCUGGUGGUACCUUGAGGAGCGAGGACGGCAGCUUCGGACAGGGCAACUCGACAGAGGAGAAGGAGGCGAUUCUGGCGGGGUUGGUGUUGGGGGAUGAUGGAUAUACUAAGCCUGAUUAUGCCGAGCAGGAGGUUGUACCUCUGCGGUUUGGGGCGAAGAAGGUGAACGCUGAUGGGAGUGUCCCUCUCAGCUUUGGCAAGAAGGCUGCUGCUGCCCCAGCGCCGGCACCGGCACCAGCACCAGUAUCCAAGGGUCCUGCUGGGGUUGGUUUCAUCGAUUUCAGUGAUGACUUGGAUCUUGAUGCCGAGGACGACGACGAUGUCAUUGAUGAGGACACUCUUUUGACUGAGGCGGAUCUGAAGCGUCCCAUUCAGCAGCCUCCUGAAUGUGCGCCUCAGCCGGGCAAAAAGAGGAGAGCCUGCAAAGACUGCACGUGUGGUCUCGCCGAGAGAAUAGCCGCCGAAGAUAAGGCCCGUCGUGAGAAGGCCGAGAAGGGUCUGGCCACCUUGAAGCUCAAGUCUGAGGAUCUCAGCGAGCUUGACUUUACCGUCCAGGGCAAGACUGGCUCCUGCAAUAGCUGUUACCUCGGUGACGCUUUCAGAUGCGCAGACUGCCCCUAUAUUGGCCUCCCUGCCUUCAAGCCCGGCGAACAAGUCAAGAUUCUCAACAACACUGCUCAGAUUUGAACGAGUUGAAGAAGGCGAUAAUGACAAGAAUGAUACCCCAACCAACAACGAUAACAAAGCCUAUCCAACAGCGCAGUUCAAUAUCCCGGCUGUAAUACCAAGGGUUGGCGAGCGAAGACAUCGCUUCGGCCACAAGGCCAUCAAACUACUCUGGGACAUUUAUUAGGCGGGUUUAAUCCCAGGCUUGACUGGGCGUCUUAAAAGGAUGCAGCGGACGGGCAUUGUAAACUGUGGGACAGCAACAGCUGGAAUAUGGCAAGACCUUUGAAGGCACAUGUCUGAACUAAAGCACUUGAGCGGGAGAAUAAACUCCAGAUAGAAACACAAAGAUG